Sinocyclocheilus grahami is the source of this 3952-nucleotide messenger RNA. Its product is annotated as canalicular multispecific organic anion transporter 2-like. Gene Ontology annotation, molecular function: ATP binding; ATP hydrolysis activity; ABC-type transporter activity. The record is from RefSeq and is a predicted model, not a curated record. The transcript is spliced from 24 exons. Gene Ontology annotation, cellular component: membrane. The coding region runs from base 236 to 3841 and encodes 1201 amino acids. Gene Ontology annotation, biological process: transmembrane transport. Lineage: Eukaryota; Metazoa; Chordata; Actinopteri; Cypriniformes; Cyprinidae.
UGUCUGUCUGUACCGAGGGGGAGAGGGUAGUGGAAACGGACGUCACACGCGCUCCCCGGGGGAGGAGGCUCAGGAACCGGGCAGUUUAUCCGCUGGCCGUCGAUGCAGUGCGCUCCGUUUCGUCCGUGCGUGCGCGUAUGAGCGUGUGUUUGAGUUGCAUGCAGGAACAGAAGCGCAGCAGAGAAAAGCAGCCACAUCCUCCUCUCGGCAAAAGGAAGAGCUCCGUUUAAAAGCGAUGAAGCGCUUAUGUGGCAAUCUCACAUUCUGGGACUCUAAUUUCACGAAGCACACAGACCUGCCGGAUCUCCCAGCAUGCUUUCAGCUGUCUGUCCUGCCAUGGGCUCCCUGCAUCUUCCUCUGGCUGACGUCUCCUUUCUACAUCUUCUACCUCAAGAGGAACAACAGAGGCUACAUCAUGAUGUCUAUACUGAACAGAAUCAAAACGGUUCUCGGCUUGAUCUUGUGGAUCGUAUGCUGGACAGACCUGUUUUCUUCAUUUCAUGAGAUGAGCCAGAAUCAGUUGAAACCCCCAGUAUAUUUCGUUACUCCUCUAGUACUUGGCAUGACGAUGUUGUUAGCCACGUUCCUGAUCCAGUUUGAGAGGCUGAAAGGAGUGCAGUCAUCCGGUGUGCUCUUCAUAUUUUGGACGAUCUCAGUUUUGUGUGCCAUCAUGCCUUUCCGUUCCAAAAUCAUGAAUGCCAGUCAGGCAGAGAAUGACAAGCUGAGGUUCACGAUGUUCUACAUUUACUUCGGCCUCACCCUGCUUCAACUCAUCCUGUCCUGCUUCAAUGAAAAGCCUCCUCUCUUCUCCAGCGUGGUCACAGAUCCUAAUGUAUGUCCAGAAACGACUGCUGGAUUCCUCUCCAAAAUGACCUUUUGGUGGUUUACUCGUAUGGCGAUCAAAGGCUAUAAAUCUCCUCUAGAGAAUAAAGAUCUGUGGUCGCUGAACAAGCAUGACAGUUCAGAGCUGGUGGUUCCCAAUCUGCUCAAUGAAUGGGAGGUGGAGAAAUCCAAAGCGCAGAGCGAGCAGAGCGUGAAGGAGCAGGCCGCGUUCAGGAAGGCAGGCCCGGGUGCUGAACCCAACCACGUGAGCGUCAGUCCGGAGGAGGAGGAGGUUCUGCUGUCCAAACGGAAGGAGGCGCGGCAGCCCUCGUUCCUGAGGGCCCUUCUCAGGGCCUUCGGACCCUACUUCCUCAUCGGCUCGGCUUUCAAACUACUGCAGGAUCUCAUUACCUUCGUGAACCCUCAGCUGCUCAGGAUGUUGAUUGCCUUCACCAAGCAGCCGCAGGCCCCGUCGUGGUGGGGUUACUCGCUGGCGUUCCUGAUGUUCAGCGCUUCCCUCUUACAGACCCUCAUCUUACAUCAGCACUUUCAGUACUGCUUUGUCACGGGCAUGAGGCUGCGCUCAGGAAUCGUCGGAGCCAUUUACAGGAAGUCUCUGGUGAUCACGAACGAGGCCAAGCGCUCGUCGACGGUGGGCGAGGUGGUGAACCUGAUGUCGGUGGAUGCUCAGCGCUUCAUGGAUCUCACCACCUUCCUGAACAUGCUGUGGUCUGCUCCGCUGCAGAUCGUCCUGGCGCUCUUCUUCCUCUGGCAGAAUCUGGGUCCGUCGGUUCUGGCCGGUGUGGCCGUCAUGGUUCUGCUGAUCCCCUUCAACGCUUUCAUCGCCAUGAAGACCAGAUCGUACCAGGUGGAGCAGAUGAAGUAUAAGGACGAGCGCAUCAAGCUGAUGAACGAGAUUCUGAACGGCAUCAAGGUGCUGAAGCUGUACGCCUGGGAAACCUCCUUCAAGCAGAAGAUCCUGCAGAUCCGGCAGAAGGAGCUGCACGUUCUGCGUAAGGCAUCGUAUCUCAGCGCUCUCUCCACCAUGGCCUGGACCAGCGCGCCCUUCCUGGUGGCUUUGACCACGUUUGCUGUGUUCGUGACUGUGGAUGUGAACAAUAUCUUGGACGCAGAGAAGGCCUUCGUGUCUCUGUCUCUGUUCAACAUCUUGAGGUUCCCGUUAAACAUGCUUCCGCAGGUCAUCAGCAGCAUCGUACAAGCCAGCGUGUCUCUGAAACGCAUCCAGGGCUUCCUGAGUCACGAUGAGCUCGAUCCCGAGAGCGUGGACAGAAGAAACAACGCGUCAGAAUACGCCGUGAGCGUCGUGAACGGGAAAUUCUCAUGGGCCAAACAAGACCAGGCCGCUCUCGACAACAUUAAUGUGAUGGUGCCGCAGGGCUCUCUGCUGGCGGUCGUGGGUCACGUGGGUUGUGGGAAGACGUCGCUGGUGUGUGCUCUGCUGGGAGAGAUGGAGAAGCUGGAGGGUCAGAUCUCUAUACAGGGAUCCGUGGCUUACGUACCGCAGCAGGCCUGGAUCCAGAACGCCACGCUCCGAGACAACAUCUUGUUCGGCAGACCGUACGCCGAGCAGAAGUACCGCUGCGUGCUGGAGGCCUGCGCUCUGACCCCUGACCUGGAAGUGCUUCCCGGAGGAGACCAGACUGAGAUCGGAGAGAAGGGCAUCAAUCUGUCGGGCGGUCAGCGGCAGAGAGUGAGUCUGGCCAGAGCUCUGUACAGUGGAGCAGACGUCUAUCUGCUGGACGACCCUCUGUCUGCCGUCGACGCUCACGUCGCCAAACACAUCUUCGACAACGUCAUCGGGCCUGAAGGAGCGCUGAAGGGCAAGACCAGGAUUCUGGUGACUCACGGCAUCAGCUUCCUGCCGCAGGUGCACAACAUCCUGGUGCUGGUGGAGGGGCGCGUGUCAGAGAUGGGCUCCUAUCAGGAUCUGCUCAAACAGAAUGGAGCUUUUGCAGAGUUCCUCAGAAACUACUCUCUCGAGGAUAUCAUCGAAGACGAUGACGUCACCGAUUUGUUGGUUGAUGAUGAGGAGGAGGAGUUUCCUGACGAUGCUCUCAGUAAUCACACAGAUAUGGUGGAUAACGAGCCUGUAGUCAACGAGGCGCGCAGACACUUCAUGAGGCAGAUGAGCAUCAUGUCGAAUGAUCCGGAGAACCCGAAGAAAAUGUCCCGGCGCCGGCGCUGCAGCGAGAGGAGACACCUGGAGUCUCCGAGCGAGAAGAAGGAGCUGAAGGUGGAGAAGCUCAUCCAGGCUGAGACGACUGAGACGGGACGGGUGAAGCUGAAGGUGUAUUGGGAGUAUGCGAAGGCAGUCGGGCCGCUGCUGUCGCUCUUCAUCUGUGUUCUGUACGGCUGUCAGAGCGCCACCUCCAUCGGAGCCAACGUCUGGCUGAGUGAGUGGACGAACGACGCGCUGCUCAACCGCACGCAGGACAGAGUGCACAUGAGGGUCGGGGUCUACGCCGCGCUGGGCAUCUCACAAGGCGUCCUGGUUAUGUUUUCCUCCUUUACUCUGGCUCUGGGGAAAAUCCAGGCCGCACGCAAGCUGCAUCAGACCCUGCUGGACAACAAAUUUCACACGCCCCAGUCUUUCUUUGACACCACUCCUAUAGGCCGGAUCAUCAACCGCUUCUCCAAGGACAUCUACGUGAUCGACGAGGUCCUGCCAUCCACCGUCCUCAUGUUCCUGGGCACCUUCUUUGCCUCUCUGUCCACCAUGAUCGUCAUCAUUUUCAGUACUCCUAUAUUCGCGCUGGUCAUUGGCCCUCUGGCCUUGAUUUACUUCUUUGUGCAGAGAUUUUAUGUAGCCACGUCUCGGCAGCUUAAGAGACUGGAGUCUGUCAGUAGGUCUCCUAUAUAUUCUCAUUUUUCGGAGACCAUCACAGGCACUAGCGUGAUCCGCGCCUACGGCCGAAACACUGCCUUUGUUCUCUUGAGCGAUAUGAAAGUGGACGAGAACCAAAAGAGUUACUACCCUGGUAUUGUUUCCAACAGGUAGGUUUGGUCUCGCUCUCGUUUGGAUGCAUGCAGCUCCUCACGCAUGUUUUCAGUCUUUACUGUGUGCUUUUAUGGGGUAAUGUCCUCCUGAAAUUCAGAUUCGAGCACCGCU